Gekko japonicus is the source of this 739-nucleotide messenger RNA. RefSeq names its product sodium-dependent noradrenaline transporter-like. Gene Ontology annotation, cellular component: presynaptic membrane; neuronal cell body membrane; neuron projection. NCBI's taxonomy places the organism in Eukaryota, Metazoa, Chordata, Lepidosauria, Squamata, Gekkonidae. Gene Ontology annotation, biological process: sodium ion transmembrane transport; dopamine uptake involved in synaptic transmission. The annotation marks the transcript as partial. The transcript is spliced from 5 exons. Gene Ontology annotation, molecular function: norepinephrine:sodium symporter activity; dopamine:sodium symporter activity. The record is from RefSeq and is a predicted model, not a curated record.
CUCAUCAUCGCUGGGAUGCCUUUGUUCUAUAUGGAACUAGCUCUGGGCCAGUAUAACAGAGAAGGUGCUGCCACUGUAUGGAAAAUCUGCCCACUUUUUAAAGGUACCGGCUAUGCCGUGAUACUCAUAGCCCUCUACGUGGGUUUCUACUACAACGUUAUCAUAGCUUGGUCUCUUUACUAUCUGUUUUCAUCCUUCACGCUGGGGGAGCUUCCCUGGACGAGGUGUGACCAUCCCUGGAACAGUCCCAACUGCACAGACCCCAGACUCAUCAACAUGUCGGCGUUUGCCAGUGGCACCACGUACUCCAAAUACAAGAUCACACCUGCCGCUGAAUUUUAUGAACGACGAAUUUUGCAUCUUCACGAAAGCCACGGGAUCGGAGACCUCGGCUUCCCCAGAUGGGAGCUCUUGCUCUGUCUUUUGUUGGUGAUGAUCAUCAUUUUCUUCAGCUUAUGGAAAGGCGUGAAGACAUCAGGAAAGGUGGUGUGGAUAACAGCCACUUUGCCAUACGUGGUGCUGUCUGUACUGUUAAUCCGAGGACUAACUUUGCCCGGUGCCCUUGAUGGAAUAAAAGCGUACCUCAACAUAGAUUUCAAAAGAUUAAAAGAAGCCACGUCUAUAUCUGUUCUGACCAGCUUGAAUAAUGGAGGCUUCCUCUCAGGGUUCGCCAUUUUUUCUAUCUUAGGCUACGUGGCUCAUAAGUCCAAGUUCAAAAUUCAGGAUGUGGUCACUGAAG